GUGCGCAGAUGAGCGGCCGGGCGGGAGGUGCCGACUGCGUCCCGUGCCUGGCUUGGCAGCGCGAGCCCGGGCGGUUGCCAGGGUGACGGCGGGACAACAUGGCGCGUUGACAGCUCCGGCUCGAGGGGGGCUGGCGCUUCCGAAAAGGCGGGGCCCCCGCCGCCGAGAGGAGGAUGAACAAAUAUAAACUAAUUGGUAAAAUAGGAGAGGGAACCUUUUCCGACGUUCUGAAGACACAGAGUCUUAGGGAUGGAAAUUUCUAUGCAUGCAAACAAAUGAAGCAGCAUUUUGAAAGUAUCGAACAAGUGAAUAAUCUGCGAGAAAUACAAGCUCUGAGGCGUCUCAAUCCACAUCCAAAUAUUCUUAUGUUACAUGAGGUGGUUUUUGAUAAAAAAUCUGGCUCUCUUGAACUAAUAUGUGAACUUAUGGACAUGAAUAUUUAUGAACUGAUAAAAGGGAGGAAAAAGCCAUUACCUGAAAAAAGAACAAUGAGCUACAUGUACCAGUUAUGUAAAUCCCUUGAUCACAUGCACAGAAAUGGAAUAUUUCACAGAGAUGUGAAACCAGAAAACAUAUUAAUAAAGCAGGAUACCCUGAAGUUAGGAGAUUUUGGAUCUUGUAGGAGUGUUUAUUCCAAACAGCCAUAUACAGAAUACAUCUCAACACGCUGGUACCGAGCACCAGAGUGCCUGCUCACAGAUGGCUACUAUAGCUACAAAAUGGACAUGUGGAGUGCUGGCUGUGUUUUCUAUGAAAUUACAAGUUUACACCCUCUUUUUCCUGGAUCCAAUGAACUGGACCAAAUAUCAAAAAUCCAUGAUAUUAUAGGCACCCCUGCUAAGAAAAUUCUCAAUAAGUUCAAACAGUCAAGAGCCAUGAGUUUUCACUUCCCCUUUAAGAAAGGGACAGGAAUACCUUCUCUUGUGCCUAAUUUGUCCCCCAAAGGCCUCACUCUCAUGUACGCAAUGAUAGAAUAUGAUCCUGAUGAGAGAAUCGCUGCCCGCCAGGCUUUACAUCAUCCAUAUUUCCGAGAGCUGAGGACAGCAGAUAAGAAAGCUUUGACCAUACAGAGAAAAGUAAGAUUAAUAGAAAAUACAGAGGGACAGGAGCCUAUCCACCUGUGGCCUAUUUCAAAGGAAAGCAAAGGACAGCACUUUCUUAGGCAAGCCCAGGAAAAUCCAAAACGACAUCACGGACCUUCCUGUGUAAUAGAAUUACCAAAACUGAAUGUUUGUGGAGUAACGAAGUUGACUUCUUAUCCUAGUCCUACAUUUCGUUCAGUUUUUACCACACCUGUAACACACUGUGAAGUACCCGUGUUGCAGCCUAUUAAAUAUAUCGGGACAAAUUGCAAGUCUGAAAAACAGAAAGAACUUAAGACUUCUUUGAAACAAUGCCACUUACCUACUAUAGAACGAAGAGAUGGAAGAUUUUGACCAUCUUGUCAAAGAUUUGGAGUGUAAGGAAGAGCAUAAUAUGCAGGGACUCAGAUUCAAC
Messenger RNA from Alligator sinensis (Chinese alligator), 1497 nucleotides. It is a transcript of the gene MOK, whose product is annotated as MOK protein kinase. The record is from RefSeq and is a predicted model, not a curated record. Bases 174 to 1436 code for a protein of 420 amino acids. Gene Ontology annotation, molecular function: protein serine/threonine kinase activity; ATP binding. Gene Ontology annotation, biological process: intracellular signal transduction; protein phosphorylation. The transcript is spliced from 12 exons. NCBI's taxonomy places the organism in Eukaryota, Metazoa, Chordata, Crocodylia, Alligatoridae. Gene Ontology annotation, cellular component: nucleus; cytoplasm.